Sclerotinia borealis F-4128 is the source of this 240-nucleotide messenger RNA. The record is from the annotation of a GenBank genome assembly. NCBI's taxonomy places the organism in Eukaryota, Fungi, Ascomycota, Leotiomycetes, Helotiales, Sclerotiniaceae.
AUGCCUACUCCCAUAGACAGAGCUCUAAGUUCCAAAAAUGCAGUACUAGUUUUCACGGGGAUUGUGACUGCAGCUGCAGUAUGGUCCAUCUGGGGCACUGAUAUGUUUCCAAAGGAGGAAGAUCCCACUGGUGAUCCAGAAACAUGGUCAAGAGAAGAAUUACGAAGAUGGUUGGCCGCUGUUAGUAUUCUUGGAGCUCUUUUCUUCAUUUGCUUUAAGUACAUCACUCAUCGAAAUUAA